CGAAAAUGCGGAGUUUCUAAGUUUUAAUCCACGCGCUUUGGCGCACUUCGCUCCCUCUGCAAUAAUAGUAAUAAUUUAGAAUUCAAUUACUAAAACAAAAUAUUAAUUAAACAUCCAGAAUCGAGAUGGGAUCUUUUCUUUAGAAUUUCGAUCGCUGGGAGAAAAACGUAAUUCAAUCUCGUCUCAAUUUCGAAGGAUCUGAAGUCCUAAGAUUGUUCGAUUUUAGGGUUUGAGAUCCUCAGCCAUGGAUCUCACUGUCGCUGAUUCGAGAUUCAGAUUCCUUCAUGUCGCCUUCUUUCUCCUCAUCCUCGUCGUCUCUGCAUCGUCUCAGGGUUUGGAGCUUGAGACCGCUGAGAAUGCCUCGGUGGAGUCGACGACGAGGCCUUUAGAUCGCCGCACGAAAAUGUUUCUACAUGCGGUGAAGAAGAAAGUUUCUAAGAGUAAAGAAAGCGUUCUUGAUUUGGGAGAAACUGGUCUAGGGAUUUUCGAUGCAUUCUUUGCAAGUUUCUCAAUGAUUUUAGUCAGUGAGAUUGGAGAUGAGACUUUUAUAAUUGCGGCUCUUAUGGCAAUGCGGCAUCCGAAAUCGACUGUUCUGUCUGGUGCCCUUAGUGCACUCGUUGUGAUGACAGUAUUGUCAACUGGGCUUGGUAGGAUUGUACCAAAUUUGAUAUCAAGGAAGCACACAAAUAGCGCAGCUACAGUUCUCUAUGCAUUCUUUGGGCUUCGACUGCUAUAUAUUGCUUGGAGGUCUGAUUCAAAGGCAUCACAGAAAAAGGAGAUUGAAGAGGUGGAAGAAAAGCUGGAGACAGGGCAGGGGAAAUCAACACAUCGCCGCUUCCUUUCCAGAUUUUGUACACCGAUAUUUUUAGAGUCGUUUAUUUUGACGUUCUUGGCUGAAUGGGGUGACCGUAGCCAGAUAGCAACAAUUGCGCUCGCUACACACAAGAAUGCAGUUGGAGUUGCAGUAGGAGCAACGAUAGGGCACACAAUUUGCACAUCACUUGCAGUCAUCGGAGGGAGCAUGUUAGCUUCCAAGAUCUCACAAGCCACUGUUGCAACUAUUGGUGGUUUGCUAUUUUUGGGGUUCUCUUUAUCUUCAUACUUCUAUCCUCCAUUGUGAUUCCUAAUUGUAUGGGAGGCUUAGUUGUACUAGGUCAUCCCAGUUUUGUUGCAAGUUUAUUUGCUAUUUUUUUCCUUCUUCUUUUUCUGCGCAAGAAAAUGAGUUUUACUGCUCAUUUCAGUGUCUAAUUCUUUUGAUGUAUAAAUACACAUGUUCACUGGGGUACAGUUUGCUUAAAAUGAUAUUGUUGUAUGUAUAAUAGAUGCAACUGAAUGAUCCCUUUUCUCUUGACUCACAAUUUAUGCAAAUUGUUUA
This is a messenger RNA of Asparagus officinalis (garden asparagus), 1375 nucleotides long. Its product is annotated as GDT1-like protein 4. Gene Ontology annotation, molecular function: calcium ion transmembrane transporter activity; manganese ion transmembrane transporter activity. Lineage: Eukaryota; Viridiplantae; Streptophyta; Magnoliopsida; Asparagales; Asparagaceae. Bases 245 to 1120 code for a protein of 291 amino acids. Gene Ontology annotation, cellular component: Golgi apparatus. The record is from RefSeq and is a predicted model, not a curated record. The transcript is spliced from 9 exons. Gene Ontology annotation, biological process: calcium ion transmembrane transport; manganese ion transmembrane transport; Golgi calcium ion homeostasis.